UGUGACAGAAGAACCUACACUGGGUUGGCCACCUCUAUGUAAAAUAAAUUACUAAUGAUUAUUUAAGCUUACAAAGAUUAGUCAGAACGGACGUUGUACUUAUAUGGCAGAUGUCACAGUAACCGGCAGAGACUUUGACCCUUCAGGUGACUUCAUCAACUCCUCAACAGCACAAAGGUCAGAUACCUGUCAGGUCAUUUAAGACGGUUUCUGGUGGGGACUAACAGUAGAUUCUGUGGCUGAGGCAAUAGCAGUUGGUUUGGAUACGAUGGCUUCGGCAUCAAACCAAAUAAUUCUGACAAGGAUGGAGUAUGCAGCAAAGUCUCUAAGUUUUCUAUCCCCAAAGUCUCUCUCCAAAUGUGUCUCCGUUAGCACUUCCAUGACUCAACAGUUGCUAUAUGGCCCUCCAGCCAAGCCUCGGCCCUUUCGAGUGUGCAACCAUGACCGCAGCAUACGGAAAGGAAUAAUGGCCGACAGCCUCGGCGACCUGGUCGAGAAGGCACAAGACGCCAUGUUGAUGAACGAGGCUAUAACUCUAGUACUGGAUGAGGACGGGACCGGGGUGGACACAGAGGACUAUUUCCAGUCGCUGGAGAGCGGGGCGGUUUUCAUGGCUCUAGCGAAAGGACAGAAGUGGAAGCCUGAUGAACGGAAAGCCGGAUACCACGUCUCCCUCUCCAACAAGCCUCCGAAGAAGAUCGACGUUGCCCGUUUCAGUUUUGAUCUGUACAAGAACCACCCUGAGGAUUUCAUCGGCUGCUUGAACGUCAAAGCCACGUUUUAUGGCGCGUAUACUGUCUCUUACGACUUGCAGUGCCACGGAGCGAAAAGAAUGAUGAAGGAGGCUUUACGAUGGACGCUCUUCACCAUGCAAGCCACCGGCCAUGUCCUGCUGGGGACGUCGUGUUACAUGCAGCAGCUCCUGGAACAUACAGAGAAGGCCACGCCGGUGGAGGACAAACCCGCGCCUGGUCUUAAAGACUUGCUUCCCUUCUACCCGCGUAAAAUGCUGCUGUAGAGACCUGAAAGCACUUGGAGAACAUUAUGAAAACUCAACGAAGGCUUUCCUUUCUGCCGGGACAAGCACUCACUCCGCAGCUAAUCCUCACUUUAACCCGCUGGAUGCCGCAAUCUGUAUCGAGCAUCACGCUUGCACACGAGCAUGUUAACAUAGGACUGUUCCAGAGAACAUAGAGAAUAUUAAGUAGGUUUCUAAAGAAAGGUAUAGGCGACAGGUGUCCAAAAGCACAACGCUUUGAACUGCGUUUCUCGCGAUGCUUUAUGAGAUAGAGGAUGAUGGGCGAGGUAGUCCAGCAACAGAUAACCUUUAGGUUAAUCCCAGUAUAGAUGAAUGAUGAAAGCUGUCAUUAUCUCUUUGACAUACGGACUGUUCUGUAAGCAUUUCCAGGAUCUUCCUAUUACCCGCAGCUCAAUGACCCAAACGCUAAGAGUAACGCCUGUCGAGUACUCAUACUCCGAAUCCAAACCCAACAUUUUUAUAAGAUUUCCACCUGUUAUUUUGUGAAUGUUCUCGAUUUUAACUUAAAUUGUCUCACAGCGAUCACUUACAUAUUAAGAUAUUAUAUAUAUUUUACAUUUUACAACAGGUUUAUGACCUUUCAUUUUGACUGCAAUUCCCAUAAACCUUUGCUGGUACAAAAUAAAUGAUAUUUAAGGAAAUGUUAACCAUGCAGUACCGACCCCCCCCCCCAUAGGGCAGGUAAUGUAGACACUACACCGCACAAAUAAACUCAGAAUAUUUCUUAUCAGCUAAUACUAAAAGCGGCGUUGCUUGUGAUUCAGUCAGUAGCUUCACAGUGUGUGACUUUUAUCCGCUCCCCGCACUAAAUCUACUACAUGGAUGUGAUAUUAACGUGUAAUACUUUCAUAUUUAUUAUAUUUAUAAACCAAUUUCUGUUUAAUAUUAAAACAAAUGUAUUCAUUUUGUGCAAA
Molecule: messenger RNA, 1953 nt
Organism: Spea bombifrons (plains spadefoot toad)
Lineage: Eukaryota; Metazoa; Chordata; Amphibia; Anura; Pelobatidae
Gene: CIDEC
Product: cell death inducing DFFA like effector c
Exons: 6
Coding region: 269-1018 (249 amino acids)
Biological process (GO): regulation of apoptotic process; apoptotic process
Source: RefSeq, a predicted model, not a curated record